GUUUUCUAAUUCUGGUCAAAGUUUCUUUGGUAUUUUCAUCUUCCCUGACCAUGUUAUGGAUUUGCGUGUUGGUCCUUUCAACGACGUUCUUCAUUUCCAAAUUGACUUCAGGCGUACAAGGUGAAACUUGCUCACCUCCCCAACUCUCCGAUAUCACUUUAGACACGAUCUUUAUUGGCCGAGUGAGUUUCAGAGAGGAAGUGGUCUCAGAGCUACACUGCAUGGACCAAUGCAUACGUCAACCUUUGUGUGUUGCAUACAACAUGGAAACCGUGGGCUCACGCUUACAAUGCACGGUUUUAUCAGAUAUUGAGGAGACUAGAAUAAAGCCCGGUUCACUUUCCAGAACUUUUGAUCGGGAAAAGAUCGAGAAGUUCCUCUUUCAACUUGACAGCUGUGAGCCGUGAUUUGCCGUGACAGCAGCCAACUCAAGGAUCAGAGAUCGUGACACCUUUACAAGUGUCCUAACGUUAUUCAACUGUUUGGCCGAAGCGAAGAAACAGUGUUCAUUCAUUGACAAGGGAAUAUUUUCAGUCGUUCAAAGACGGGGAAUUUUUCUCUUUUGUUAAAUUUUCUACGAGUCAGCUUUUGAUGCAAAACUAAGUUUAUCGUGACAACUGACGUAAAAUUUUCCUAAAUUUUUACUUUCACUUUCUAGCGUCAGCGAGUCAGCGUUAUUUCGAGAAACGGAAACGACUGAAUCUGUUGAUAAACAGAAAAUUUAUUCAUCCAUGGUUCGUUUCAACUUUUGAUAUGGAACAGAGAAAGUCAAUUCGUCGAUUUUAUUUCAUGAAUACUGCCAAGUUUUAAAGCGAACUGUUAAAAUAAGCUUGCAGGGCAAAGUCGCAAAAUUUUAUUGACGUGAAAUGAUGUGCUAACUCAGUGAUGCUUGUCAAAUUAAAACAAUAUACAGCUAAUACAAUUUGAAGAGCCUUUUGCACUAGAUACGUACUUUGCAAUGAGCGAUACAUUUUUCUCCAAUCAACUUUGCGCUACUAAUUUUGAUUGCCACGCGACAAAUAGUUUAACAAACUAUCGCUGAACUUUGUAGUUGAAAGACUUAAAACCUAUUUAGUGUUGGUACUCUAGCGUUGCGUGUUCUUUAACACGUCUCCAAUAAUCCUCUCUCAGUAAAUCUUUUAUUUCUCAACACUUUGGCAAUAUGUAACGCGCUGAUUUGCAAUGUUCCAUCAAACUAGAUUGCAUGAAUUGUUGUUAAUCAUUCUUCCGGUAAAGAUUGGCUU
Messenger RNA from Stylophora pistillata, 1244 nucleotides. RefSeq lists its product as uncharacterized. The record is from RefSeq and is a predicted model, not a curated record. NCBI's taxonomy places the organism in Eukaryota, Metazoa, Cnidaria, Anthozoa, Scleractinia, Pocilloporidae.